This is a messenger RNA of Cyclocybe aegerita, 375 nucleotides long. NCBI's taxonomy places the organism in Eukaryota, Fungi, Basidiomycota, Agaricomycetes, Agaricales, Hemipholiotaceae. The record is from the annotation of a GenBank genome assembly.
AUGAAGCUGUUGCUAUUGGUGGGCAGGAUGGUUUUAGAGGGGACCAUCUUUCUUGUUCCUCUCAUCCUAAAGGAGAUCAAAGGGGACAAACGCUGGACUGCCUCAGAUUUCGAUUUCCUUGCACAGCUCACCAAGGCCAACGUCAGCGUCUGGAAGGCCACCUUCGACUCGCUGUCCUUGCUGGCGAAAAGUCCUGAAUUGGACAAGGAGAGCGACCUACCCGGAUUUCUAUGUCUCUGGGCGCAGUAUGGCACCCUUCUGGGAAUACAGAACCUUGUCAACCCUAUCCGUGGCUGCUGCAAUGCCAACUGCUCCCUGUUCCUUCAGGAGACGGAGUUCUCCAUUGGUCGAUGUUCUAGAUUGGAAGCUUCAUAA